Molecule: messenger RNA, 285 nt
Organism: Loa loa (African eye worm)
Lineage: Eukaryota; Metazoa; Nematoda; Chromadorea; Rhabditida; Onchocercidae
Exons: 1
Coding region: 1-285 (94 amino acids)
Source: RefSeq, a predicted model, not a curated record
AUGACGGUAAUAACGGUAAUGAUAAUGACGAUAAUAAUGGUAAUGAUAGUGAUGUUAAAGGAAGUGGUAAUAAUGAUAAUGAUGAGGAUUACGCCUAUAAUAUUGAUGUUAGUGACGAUGAUGAUAACAACAAUAAUAGUGGUGAUAGUAAAUGAUUGCAAUGGUUACGAUGGCGAUGAUGACGAUAACAGUUACAUUAAUAAUAUUAAUAUUCGUAAUAAUGGUGACGCUAGUGAUGAUAUUGAUGAUGAUGAUGAUGAUGAUGAUGAUGAGAUAAAUGAAUAA